ACCUCAGCCUUGUAAAGAUGCCAGAAGCGUCAAGGGAUUUGAGUCAUAAUCGGUUGUCUAACUGGAACAUCAGCUUAGAAUCACAAACGUUACAGGAAGUGAAAAUGAAUUACAAUGAACUAACAGAAAUCCCGUAUUUUGGAGAACCAACAUCUAAUAUUACUCUACUUUCAUUAGUCCAUAAUAUAAUCCCAGAAAUAAAUGCACAGGCGCUCCAGUUUUACCCUGCUCUGCAGAGUUUAGACCUCAGCUCAAAUAUAAUAUCAGAAAUCAGGACAUCUUCAUUUCCUCACAUGCAGCUUAAAUACCUGAAUUUAAGUAAUAACAGGAUAACCACCUUGGAGGCUGGCUGCUUCGAUAAUUUAUCGAGUUCCUUAUUAGUGGUAAAGUUAAACCGUAACCGAAUUAGCAUGAUUCCACCUAAGAUCUUCAAGCUGCCUCACCUCCAAUUCUUGGAACUUAAAAGAAACAGAAUUAAAAUUGUGGAAGGCCUUACAUUCCAAGGGCUUGACUCCUUAAGAUCUUUGAAAAUGCAGCGGAAUGGAAUUAGCAAACUUAAGGAUGGAGCAUUUUUUGGCUUAAAUAACAUGGAAGAACUAGAACUGGAACACAAUAACCUUACACGAGUGAACAAGGGAUGGUUGUAUGGCUUGCGAAUGUUACAGCAGCUCUAUGUGAGCCAGAAUGCUAUUGAAAGAAUCAGCCCUGAUGCAUGGGAGUUCUGCCAAAGACUAUCCGAACUUGAUUUGUCCUAUAACCAGCUGACCCGCCUGGAUGAAUCUGCCUUUGUGGGUCUGAGCUUAUUGGAGAGAUUGAAUUUGGGAGACAACAGAGUCACUCAUAUUGCUGAUGGUGUAUUUAGAUUUCUUUCCAAUCUUCAGACAUUAGACUUAAGAAACAAUGAAAUUUCAUGGGCCAUAGAGGAUGCUAGUGAAGCCUUCGCUGGACUCACAAGUCUCACUAAAUUAAUCUUACAAGGAAACCAGAUUAAGUCAAUUACAAAGAAAGCGUUCGUUGGUCUUGAAUCCCUUGAGCAUCUAGAUUUGAACAAUAAUGCUAUAAUGUCUAUCCAAGAAAAUGCUUUUUCUCAGACUCAUUUGAAAGAACUGAUUCUGAACACAAGCAGUUUGCUCUGUGACUGCCAUUUGAAGUGGCUACUUCAGUGGUUGAUUGAUAAUAACUUUCAACAUUCUGUGAAUGUAAGCUGUGCACACCCUGAAUGGCUAGCAGGGGAAAGCAUCCUGAAUGUGGAUCUGAAAGAUUUUGUCUGUGAUGAUUUUCUUAAGCCACAGAUAAGGACACAUCCUGAAACCAUAAUUGCUCUAAGAGGCAUGAAUGUGACUCUGACGUGCACUGCAGCGAGCAGCAGUGAUUCACCCAUGUCCACUGUGUGGCGCAAAGACAGCGAAAUCCUGUAUGACGUGGAUAUUGAGAAUUUUGUUCGUUAUCGGCAGCAAGCUGGAGAAGCUCUGGAAUAUACUAGUAUCUUACAUCUUUUCAAUGUGAAUUUCACAGAUGAAGGAAAAUAUCAGUGUAUUGUUACUAAUCACUUUGGUUCUAAUUAUUCUCAGAAAGCCAAACUGACUGUAAAUGAGAUGCCAUCUUUUCUGAAAACGCCAAUGGAUCUGACUAUUCGCACUGGUGCCAUGGCCAGAUUAGAAUGUGCUGCAGAGGGACACCCUGCACCUCAGAUUUCCUGGCAGAAAGAUGGUGGUACUGACUUCCCUGCGGCUCGAGAAAGACGCAUGCACGUCAUGCCCGAAGAUGACGUUUUCUUUAUUGCCAACGUGAAAAUAGAAGAUAUGGGAAUCUAUAGCUGCAUGGCACAAAAUACAGCAGGCGGUCUCUCAGCAAAUGCUUCCCUAACAGUGUUAGAGACACCCUCAUUUAUUAGACCCCUGGAGGAUAAGACAGUAACCCGAGGUGAAACUGCGGUGUUACAGUGCAUAGCUGGAGGGAGUCCUGCCCCUCGUCUCAACUGGACUAAAGAUGAUGGGCCUUUGCUGGUGACAGAACGACAUUUCUUUGCUGCAGCCAAUCAGCUUCUCAUCAUUGUAGAUGCUGGGCUAGAAGAUGCUGGGAAAUACACCUGCAUUAUGUCUAACACCCUUGGGACAGAACGUGGCCACAUUUACCUAAAUGUCAUUUCAUCCCCCAAUUGUGACUCUUCCCAGAGUAGCAUUGGGCAUGAAGAUGAUGGCUGGACCACAGUUGGCAUUGUCAUCAUUGUUGUGGUCUGCUGUGUUGUUGGCACUUCUUUGAUCUGGGUCAUUGUUAUUUACCACAUGAGAAGGAAAAAUGAAGACUAUAGUAUCACAAACACAGAGGAGCUCAAUCUGCCGGCAGACAUUCCCAGCUACUUGUCUUCCCAAGGAACGCUGUCUGAGCCACAGGAAGGCUACAGCAACUCUGAGGCAGGCAGUCACCAGCAACUUAUGCCUCCUGCCAAUGGAUAUAUACACAAAGGCACUGAUGGUGGCACUGGUACCCGGGUGAUUUGCUCAGAUUGUUACGACAAUGCCAACAUCUACUCCAGGACCCGAGAAUACUGUCCAUACACCUAUAUUGCUGAGGAGGAUGUUCUUGAUCAGACACUGUCAAGCCUCAUGGUCCAGAUGCCUAAAGAGACAUAUUUAGCACAUCCUCCCCAGGAUACUACUGCCCUAGAGAGCCUGAUAUCGUCAGCUGACAGAGAGCCAUCUGCCUUUCCCACCAACCAUGAGAGGAUAAGUGAGAAGAAACUUCCGUCCACACAGAUGAGCGGUGAAACAUUGCAGCGGCCCGUCUGGAACAUAAACAGAGAACUAGGCCUGCCUCAUCCUCCUUUUUCCCAGCAGCCAGUCCAUGAGUCGCCACAACUUCAUCAAAAUGAGGGCUUGGCAGGGCCGGAGCCAGACUGUUCCGCUUCUUCCAUGUCCUGCCACAGGUUACAGGAUCAUGGUUUUGAUUUUAGUAGGACUCGGAACAUUCAAGAUGGUAGUGAAGGCACAUGAAACCCACUUCAGGAUGAAAUCUGGGCAGAGACUCAUUAAUUAAUUUUGCAUUUACUACCUCAGAGCUCAGAAGAAACUCCGAAGUCAGCAUUUGCUUUACUCUUUCUUUAUGAUUGCAUCUGACUGCACCAAGGUGGGCCAUGCGUUGUUUGGUCUUAUACCUGAUGAAGAAAUGGUAACGGUUGACAGAAAUGGGUACAGCUCAUCAAAAAUGUGCAUCAUCGGCAGAGGGAAGAUACGGGGCAAAUGUGCUUCUGGAUGGUUCCAUGGCAAUGUGCCCCGGUGUGCAUCUGCCUGUCAGGAAGAGUCACAUUGCUGCUUAACCUGCUGUAUUGCCCUAGUCUUCAGAAUGGUCCUGAGAAAACAUCACUACUUUGAUGUUCUGCUUUGCCUUCCAAGGAGCAAAAAUAACUUUGGAGCCUUCUGGGAAGUGUGCCUGGGAUUCUUCAGUGGUUUCAGGCAGAUAGUUGAGACAGGCUUUGAUAUUCAAGGUCUUUGGCAAGAAUCCCAGGCUUGACCAAUUGGUACCAGGUCAAAGGUUUUUGUAUUCUUGUGAAUUUUUUUUUGUCCCUAUUGCCCAGGGAUGUCACUGUAAAUACAUGUACAUUUAUAAAUAAUUUUUGUAUUCAUUGACCAUAUGUGUUGGCUGCAAUGUAAAUAUUUUUGAUAUGCCAAAAUUAUAUAUAAUAUUCAGUUAUAAUAUUGACAAGUAGCUUCUCAGAUCACAGAUUUUAAAUAACUCAAUUUAGUGAUAUCUAAAAAUUUUAUUUAAAGUAUAAAAGCUGUGGCUCACUCCUGUAAAUCCCAGCAUUCUGAGAGGCUAAGGUGGGAGGAUUGCUUGAGGCCAGGAAUUUGAGACCAGGCUGGGCAACAUGGUGAGACCCUGUCUCUGCAAAAAAUAAAUUUAAAAAAUAGCUGGGCAUUGUGGCAUGCUGUUGUAGUCCUAGCUACUUGGGAGGCUGAGGUGGGAGGGUCACUUGAGCCCGGGAAAUCAAGGCUGUAGUGAGCUGUGUGAAGCCACUGCACCCCAGCCUGGGUGACAAAGUGAGACCUGGCUCAAAAAUAAAUAAAAUAAAUAAAUAAAAAGUUUUAAAAACUUA
Molecule: messenger RNA, 4093 nt
Organism: Piliocolobus tephrosceles (Ugandan red Colobus)
Lineage: Eukaryota; Metazoa; Chordata; Mammalia; Primates; Cercopithecidae
Gene: LRIG2
Product: leucine rich repeats and immunoglobulin like domains 2
Exons: 18
Coding region: 18-2993 (991 amino acids)
Molecular function (GO): protein binding
Source: RefSeq, a predicted model, not a curated record